AUGGCUCUGUGCUUCUUACACAAGAUGAGCAAUUCUGAGAGCCAUGCUGGCGAGAACCAGACCAUCUCUGAUGUCUUCAUCCUGGUGGGGUUUUCCUACCUAAACAAGCUGCAAAUCCUUCUGUUUCUGGUGUUUCUUGUCACCUACCUGCUCACCCUGAUGGGGAACCUGCUCGUUAUCCUGCUGAUAAAACUGAACCCCUCCCUCCACACCCCCAUGUAUUUCUUCCUCGUGAACCUGUCUUUCUUGGAAAUCUGCUGCACCACCAGCGUGACCCCUCAGCUGCUGGUUCACCUCCUGGUGGAGGAAAAGACCAUCUCCUUUCGGGGCUGUGCAGCCCAGGUGUAUGUCUUUGACAUCACGGGUCUCACAGCAUGUUGUCUCCUUGCAGCGAUGGCCUAUGACCGGUACAUGGCCAUAUGCCGCCCCUUGCACUACACCACCAUCAUGAGCAUUCGGGUAUGUGCCUGGCUCGCGGCUGCUUCGUGGUUCAUCAGUAUGUCAGUGGCAGUAGCUCAGACCACGUGGCUCUUCAGUCAGUCUUUCUGUGGCUCCCACCGCAUCCACCAUUAUUUCUGCUGUGCCCCAACAUUAGAGAAAAUGCUCUGCACAGGCAUAAGAAAGAAUGUGAUCGUGGGCCUCUCUGUGCUAGCUCUGUUCAUUAUAGGCCCCUUUUUAUUGAUAGUCCUGUCGUACGUCCGCAUCAUCUCCACCAUCCUCAGGCUGCCUUCGGCAGAGGGGAGGCAUAAAGCCUUCUCCACCUGCUCCUCCCACCUCACGGUGGUGACUUUGCUUUAUGGAACUGGCCUUUUGAGUUACAUAAAACCCACGUCUAGCUCCACCCCAGAAAGUGAUCAAUUGAUUUCCAUCAUAUACACAGUUGUGACACCCAUGUUGAACCCCAUAAUAUACACACUGAGGAACAAAGAUGUGCACGGAGCCUUUCGAAACACUGUCGGAAAGGCCUUGUUCUCACACAGCCAGAGAUAUUAG
Messenger RNA from Pelodiscus sinensis (Chinese soft-shelled turtle), 993 nucleotides. RefSeq names its product olfactory receptor 10A4-like. Gene Ontology annotation, cellular component: membrane. Gene Ontology annotation, molecular function: G protein-coupled receptor activity; olfactory receptor activity. NCBI's taxonomy places the organism in Eukaryota, Metazoa, Chordata, Testudines, Trionychidae. The record is from RefSeq and is a predicted model, not a curated record. Gene Ontology annotation, biological process: G protein-coupled receptor signaling pathway.